Trichoderma virens Gv29-8 is the source of this 1300-nucleotide messenger RNA. RefSeq lists its product as uncharacterized. The record is from RefSeq and is a predicted model, not a curated record. The transcript has a single exon. Bases 1 to 1080 code for a protein of 359 amino acids. NCBI's taxonomy places the organism in Eukaryota, Fungi, Ascomycota, Sordariomycetes, Hypocreales, Hypocreaceae. Gene Ontology annotation, molecular function: NAD binding; D-lactate dehydrogenase (NAD+) activity.
AUGAAGCUCGCCGUGUUUAGCUCCAAGCCUUACGACAAACGCUACAUUGAGGCGGCUCGUAGCGCUGCGGCUGCCAGAGGUGCUGCGUCUCCUGCGGCUCGCCCUGCGUCUGCGGAUAUCGACAUUGUUUUUCAUGAGUUUGCGUUGGAGGAAGACACGGUGAUUCUUGCAAAGGGCGCUGAUGCCAUUUGUGCCUUUGUCAAUGACUCUCUUUCGGCGCCUGUGAUUGAGGCGCUGGCGCGGGAGGGCAUCAAGGCGAUUCUGUUGCGCUGCGCCGGCUUCAACCACGUCGAUCUUGUGGCGGCUGAGAAGGCUGGAAUCAUGGUUGCCAAUGUGCCGUCGUAUUCGCCAGAGGCGGUGGCAGAGUUUGCGGUUGCAUUGAUUCAGACGCUGAAUCGAAAGACUCAUCGUGCGUAUAAUCGGGCGCGAGAGGGGAAUUUCGCUUUGGAUGGGCUGAUGGGACAGACACUGUUUGGGAAGACGGUCGGGUUUAUUGGGACAGGCAAGAUUGGGGUGGCGACGGCGAAGAUUAUGAAGGGGUUUGGGUGUCGGAUUUUGGCGUAUGAUCCGUUUCCCACGCCGGCGUUUGAGGGCAUUGGGGAGUAUAAAGGUCUUGAUGAGGUUCUUGCCGAGUCGAAUAUUAUAAGCUUGCACUGUCCUCUGAUGGAUAGCACGAGGAGGAUUAUCAACGAAGAGGCAAUCGCCAAGAUGAAGCCCGGCGCGUUGCUGAUCAACACUUCUCGAGGCGGCCUUGUCGAUACAAAGGCUGUGAUUCGGGCUCUCAAGGCACAGCAUCUAGGCGGCGUGGCGCUGGACGUGUACGAAGGCGAAGGCUCGCUGUUUUACGACGACCACUCGGGGGAGAUUAUCCACGACGAUGUGUUGAUGCGGCUGAUGACGUUCCACAAUGUGAUUGUGACGGGGCACCAGGCGUUUUUCACGGAGGAGGCAUUGAUGGAGAUUGCGGAUUGCACGUUGAGGAAUAUCGAUGAGUUUGUGGUGACGGGGACGUGUAAGAAUUCGUUGACGAAGGAUUUGAAGUUGGUGAAGCGGGAUUCGUUGCCAGUUCGGGGUGUAUGAUUGGUUUCUUCUAUUAUACUGGAGACGUAUUUGUUAGCAGAUGCCAGUGUUGAGUAUUGAUAGCUUUUGCGUACUUUUGGUGGUGAUGUUGAGGCUUGUGGGAUGAAUCAUAGUAAAAGGGGUGGGGAUAACCUUGGCCAUUUUGUUUCUAUUGGAACAGGUCAAGUUUUAUCAGCUUGGUAAUUCGAAUAUUUGAGCUUAAUCAACAAUAUUAAUACUG